UGUGAGAUGGUGGUUUGUCGUGAGUUAUAAGAGUUACCUCCCUUAAAGUAACUCUUCAAUCGUGAGACCCACGUUGUAAACAACUAUGGCUGACAAAUCGGAAGAAUUAAAGAAAAAAGAUGGCAAUCAGAAAAAGGCGAGGACAUUUGAUUUUAUGGCAAUGUUUGAACAGGCUAGACAAACAGCCAUAGAGAGAACUGGAGAAAAUAUUUCUACAGAUAUAACAGAGAGAGAUGCUGUAAAACCUAAGGACAAAACUGGAGAUAAAAAUAUCAAAAUUAAAAUCAAUAAAGACAAUGGUUCUAGUGAUACAGACAGCAGUGAUUCCAGUUCUUCUGAGGAUGAGAAAGAUUCAGAUAGCAAAUCAAGUUUGGUUGGUCCACCAGUCCCAGCACGAUUUAAUCCUGUAGCUAAAAAUAAAGAUGUUGAUGUUCCAAUACCAGGAGAUGAUAAUAUAAUUGGGCCACCUAUUCCAUCUGUUAUGCAUACUAGUGAUGAUGAUGAUGAUGAUGACGAUGAUGAGGAAGAUAAUGAGGAAGAUGACAUGAGUUUAGAAAAAAGAAUUCCAUCUAGUCAUGAAAUUGUUUUAAAGCAUGGAGUCAAAACAGUGUCUGCUAUGGCAUUAGACCCAUCUGGUGCCCGUCUUGUUACUGGAGGUUAUGAUUAUGAUGUUAGAUUGUUUGAUUUUGCGGGUAUGGAUUCCAGUUUUCAUAGUUUCAGAAAUUUACAACCCUGUGAAAGUCAUCAGAUAAAAGCUUUAGAAUAUAGUAUGACCGGUGAUACAAUAUUAGUUGUAGCUGGUAAUGCUCAAGCUAAAGUUUUAGAUAGAGAUGGAUUUACGAAAAUGGAAUGUGUAAAGGGAGACCAAUAUAUAGUAGAUAUGGCCAGCACAAAGGGACAUUGUGCCAUGUUAAAUAGUGGAUGCUGGAAUCCCAAAAUUAAAGAAGAAUUUUUAACAUGUGCUAAUGAUGGAACAAUGAGAUUAUGGGAUGUAAAUGUUGCACAUAAACAUAAGAGUAUAAUGAAACCUAAGAAUAAACAUGGUAGAAAGACAAUACCUAAUACAUGUGUAUUUAGUAAUGAUGGUAGAUAUAUGGCAGCAGCAUGUGAUGAUGGUUCUAUACAGAUGUGGGAUCAUAAUAGACCUUUCCUAAUAAAUGUGUCGUUAGUGAAUAGAGAUUGUCACAUGAUGGGAUCAGAAACAAGUUGUUUAUGUUUUUCAUACGAUGGUAAAACUCUAGCAUCAAGGGGAGGUGAUGAUACACUAAAACUAUGGGAUAUGAGAAGUUUUAAGAAACCAUUAAAUGUUGUAAAAGGAUUAACAAAUUAUUUUCCAAUGACAGAUUGUUUGUUUAGUCCCGAUGAUAAAAUGGUGGUUACAGGUAUAUCGGUGAAGAAACAGGAAGGUCCAGGACAACUUGUAUUUUUUGAAAGAGAAACUUUAAGUAUUGUUAAUGCUAUGGAUAUAUCUGAUUCAAGUGUUGUAAAAUGUUUAUGGCACCCUAAAUUAAAUCAGAUAGUUGUUGGUAGUGGUGAUGGACUGGUUAAAAUAUUCUAUGAUCCUAAUAAAUCAAAUCGUGGAGCUAUGUUAUGUACGGUGAAAAAGAAGAGAAAACAGAAAGAAUUACAAGUCAUGGCUUCAAAACAGAUUAUUACACCAUAUGCUUUACCAAUGUUUAGAGAUAGUCGACCUACAAGUACACGGAAACAGGAAGAAAGAGUGAGAAAAGAUCCAACUAAAAGUAAAAGACCAGAUCUACCAGUCAGUGGACCAGGUACUGGUGGUCGAGUGAGAGAAAGGGGAGCAACUCUAUCUCAGUAUGUUGUACAGUCUAUAGUUUUACGGAAACCAGAUCCUCAUGAGAAUGAUCCUCGUGGUGCCAUCUUGAGACAUGCUGAAGAAGCAGAAACAAAUCCUUACUGGAUUACACCAGCUUAUAAAAAGAAUCAACCUGUUCCAGUCUUCCGUGAACCAGAAGAAGAAAAAAAAGAAGAUGAUUCAGGGCCAUUGUGGAAAAAAACUAAGUUGGGAUGAAUGGCUUGUUCUUUUAAAGUCAAAACUCAGGUACAAUGUGAAGCUUAUUUGACAGUGACACAGAGAAUAUUUUUCGAGUUAAAUGUAAACUCAUAUUUUGGUGCUUUAACAAAUUAUUUUUUGAAAUAAAAUUGUGAAGGUAUAAAGCAGGUGUGCAUUCAAGCUGGUGGAUUAUUGUCGAGAUCAUCUAAUUAAAGGCCAAGAGACUUACUUCUGAGAAGAAAUAUAAAGGUCUUACUGUUUUAUAGGCAGAUAGAAAGAUACAAAUUGUACCCUUUUGAGGGGAUGAACAAUAAAAUAUAAAUUAUGUAACUUUUAGAAAUGUUACAAAUUGUACCCUUUUGAGGGGAUGAACAAUUUUAAAAACAAAUUUUGUUUUAUAUGUAUGUAUAUAUGUACAAUAAUAAUUUUAUAUAAAACAAUGCUACCAAAUUUCCAAAGAAA
Patella vulgata (common limpet) is the source of this 2479-nucleotide messenger RNA. Its product is annotated as WD repeat-containing protein 70. Bases 86 to 2035 code for a protein of 649 amino acids. Gene Ontology annotation, cellular component: nucleus; site of double-strand break. NCBI's taxonomy places the organism in Eukaryota, Metazoa, Mollusca, Gastropoda, Patellidae. Gene Ontology annotation, molecular function: protein binding. The record is from RefSeq and is a predicted model, not a curated record. The transcript is spliced from 16 exons. Gene Ontology annotation, biological process: regulation of DNA double-strand break processing.